AUGUACUUAGGUGAUUUCAGAGCUACGGUAUUGUCAGCAUUGAUUGAAUCCAAUAAGUAUCGGCCUGUAGUACUCUGGCAUGGGUUGGGAGACAACUAUAAUUCAUCUGGAAUGAACAGAGUAACACAGCUUAUCCAGGAAAUGUAUCCGGGGGUUUUUUCUCACUCAAUAGCUAUUGAUUUGGAUCCUUCCAGAGACGAGAAUAAAUCUUUAUUCGGAGAUGCUAACGAUGAAGUUGACCUUGCUUGCGAGCAGAUUGCAAACAUCUCUCAAUUGAAGGAUGGGUUUGAUGCAAUUGGUUUCUCUCAGGGUGGUGUGUUGACUAGGGCGUUGAUCGAAAGAUGUUCUGCUGCAAAAGUUCAUAAUUUUAUCACUUUUGGCUCUCCUCAUAUGGGGGUUAUGGAAUUACCAGUAUGUAGGGAUGAAAAGGAUUGGAUAUGCAAAAGGAGAAAUGCUUUUUUGAAAAAACAAGUUUGGCACGAAAGCAUUCAGAACACCGUCAUUCCUGCUCAAUAUUUUAGAGAUCCUUACGAGUAUCAAAAAUAUUUAGACCAUUCUCAUUUCUUAGCAGAUGUGAAUAAUGAGGCUGGUGGAUUCAAUGCUUCCUACGUUGAAAACUUGUCUAAUAUCAAUAAAUUUGUCUUAGUUGCAUUCUUGAAAGAUCAAACAGUGGUACCAAAGAAUAGUGCAUGGUUUGAAGAUAUCAACCCAUGUAACGGUGCGCCAAUUCCUUACGAUGAUACUGACUUAUAUAAAAGAGAUUAUAUAGGAUUGAAAAAGCUAGAUUUAGAUCAAAAAUUGGUGUUCCUUAAUAUAGAUGAUGCUCAUAUGAGAAUUCCUGAUACUUUCUUGGUUGAUAUAGCCCAAAAGUAUUUAGGCUCCCCACUCGCAUAA
Molecule: messenger RNA, 894 nt
Organism: Hyphopichia burtonii NRRL Y-1933
Lineage: Eukaryota; Fungi; Ascomycota; Pichiomycetes; Serinales; Debaryomycetaceae
Exons: 2
Coding region: 1-894 (297 amino acids)
Cellular component (GO): lysosome
Molecular function (GO): palmitoyl hydrolase activity; thiolester hydrolase activity
Source: RefSeq, a predicted model, not a curated record